Molecule: messenger RNA, 1371 nt
Organism: Zeugodacus cucurbitae (melon fly)
Lineage: Eukaryota; Metazoa; Arthropoda; Insecta; Diptera; Tephritidae
Gene: Or74a
Product: odorant receptor 74a
Exons: 5
Coding region: 7-1371 (454 amino acids)
Biological process (GO): sensory perception of smell; detection of chemical stimulus involved in sensory perception of smell
Cellular component (GO): plasma membrane
Molecular function (GO): odorant binding; olfactory receptor activity
Source: RefSeq, a predicted model, not a curated record
AACGUAAUGUUGUAUCGUCCGCGUUUGAAUAACGGCAAGUUGAUUCCGCUUUCCUGGCCCAUAGUGGCCUAUCGGUUGUUAAAUAAUAUUUGCUGGCCACUUCGGGAUCACGCAAGCCUGUUGGAGCGUUUGUUCGACCGUUUCUUUUGGUCGCUCGGCUUCUUCAUUUUCGUGCAACACAAUGACGCUGAACUGCGUUAUAUACUAGUUAAUAAUAAUAAUCUGGAUGAGAUGCUAAUCUGUGGACCGACUUACCUGAUUCUAGUUGAGAUUCACUUACGCGCUUUUCAGUUGGGUCUCAACAAGGAGGCUUUCAAGCGUUUUCUGCAGAAAUUUUAUGCCGAAAUCUAUAUAGAUGAACCAGCUCAUCCCAAACUCUAUGCAAGUAUACAGAAGCGUUUGCGUCCCAUUUGGUUCUAUUCACUAUUGUAUUUUAGCACAUUAUCAUCUUAUGUAAUAAUGCCGUUUGUUAAUUAUCUAAACAAUGUCAAAGCGCCGCUCUACAAAAUGUAUUAUCCUUUCGAUAUCACCCCCAAUCCCAUAUAUGUGGCUGUCGUGUUAUCGAACAUCUGGGUGGGCUUCACGGUGAUCACAAUGGUUUCUGGCGAAGAUAACAUAUUGUCCGAAGUGAUGCUACAUUUGAAUGGACGUUUUCUGCUGUUGCAACAGAAAUUGGGUCAAGAUGCCGAGCGUUUAUUACAUGCUGGAGAUGAUCGCAAUAUUGCUGACGAUCUUAGACAACGGAUCGUCGAGGCCAUUGAAGAGAAUGUGCGCUUGUACAAGUUUGCAGAAGAUUUUGAGCGCGAGUUUUCCUUUCGCCUCUUCGUUAGUUUGUCCUUUAGUGCCGGGCUGAUUUGUGUGCUGGGCUUUAAGGUUUAUACGAAUCCGAUGGCUAGUUUUGGAUUCAUGUUUUGGAUCUGUGCUAAAGUAAUGGAAAUGCUUUUGAUUGGCCAGUUGGGUUCGUCGCUGAUUUACACAACCAAUGAAAUUAGUUCCACUUUCUACAAAUCGCAUUGGGAAUUGGUUAUACAGAAGUCUAGCGAUACGAAUGCAAAUGUGCGUCUCAUGAAAACUUUGCUUUUGGCUAUCACCACGAGUCAGAAACCAUUUGUUUUGACCGGCUUUAAUUAUUUCAGUGUCUCUUUAACGGCUGUCUUGAAGUGGUAUAGUGAGUUCCAAGCCGGCCGUGAACGUGUCGAAGACGAAGAACGUCCAGGGCGACCAUCAACCUCAACCGACGAAGCUCACGUUCAACAAAUCAAAGAUUUUGUGUUGAAAAACCGUCGAUUAACAAUUAGAGACCUUGCCAAUAUCAUUAUAUUAGAGACCAAUACCAUUUUGAAGGAUGUUUUGGGCCUCAAGCGCGUCUAA